Closterium sp. NIES-67 is the source of this 925-nucleotide messenger RNA. Lineage: Eukaryota; Viridiplantae; Streptophyta; Zygnematophyceae; Desmidiales; Closteriaceae. The record is from the annotation of a GenBank genome assembly.
GCACUGCUCCCUUUGCUCCCUCUCUCGUGCCACUGUCCUCACGACUAGCAGCCAUUUUCCGUCCCUCCGUUCUCGAGCUAGCAUCUGUUGCUCUCCCUUCUCCUUAGCUUCCAAUUCUCCCUCGAGGUCGCCGUCCUUAGUCUCCCCGUAGUCUACUCUCCUCACAGACUCGAAAAUGGCGGCCCUCGCUACCAAGCUUGCGCUCACAAGCUCCCCAUGCCUCUCAUCCGUGUCCCUCCGACGGGGAUCCGCUCUCCCCGUCGUGUCGGUCGCGCCUGUCAGGAAGACCCGCGCUCUUGCCGCCGGUCGCGUCGUGGCCUCCGCCGCGACCACCGAUAUCGAGGAGCUCGUUUCGCAGAUUAAGAACCUCACGCUCAUUCAGGCCAGGACUCUCACUGACAGGCUGCAGGAGGAGCUCGGCGUGUCCGCCGCUGCCAUGAUGCCGGUCGCCGGCAUUGCCGCUCCCGCCGCCGGCGAGGCCGCUGCCGUCGUUGAGGAGCAGACGGAGUUCGAUCUGCUCCUGGAGGAGGUCCCCGCGUCGUCGCGUAUCGCCGUGAUUAAGGUCGUCCGGGCGAUCACCGGCCUUGGCUUGAAGGAGGCUAAGGACAUGAUUGAGGGUCUUCCUAAGAAGGUUAAGGAGGCUGUUGCUAAGGAGGAUGCUGAGGAUGCCAAGAAGCAACUGGAGGGUGCCGGUGCCAAGUGCAGCAUCAAGUAAAGGAUGUGAUUUUAAGGAGGGUUCCCUCUCGUGUGAACAAUGUGUGCUGGUAACUUCCGUACGGUGUUCGUUCUGGCGGCGAAGCAUUUUCGCAGCCAGAAGGGGAUCAGGAGGUUAGUGGCACGCUGGUUCGUACAUUGAUGUCAUGUACCAAGCGUAUAUGUUUACUAAAAUCACGUUCACUCAAUGCCUUGGGAAUACGCAAUCUCG